AUGGGCCUUGUCAAGUUUCAGCAUAAAAACCAAUUCACCUUUCUCAGCCUUCCACAGGAGCCUGAAAUAGCUAACGUGCGCGUGGCGCAAGCGUACGAGAAAGACGCUAGCAAAGCAGCAGGGUUCAGAGAAGGAGGAUCUCUCUAUAAAUACCGAAAAGGUGCUGCUGCAAACUCGAGGCACCCCGACGAGCAUUCACAUAACAUAAUCAGGGGCUAUAGGAAAGGCGGUACUUUUGCCUACUAUGUCUCUGUCAGGGAUGACACUCAAUCUGCUUUCAUGAAAACUCCGGCGCGGGAUGCUUUACUCAAACUGGCCAGCAAUGCAAGCUUGACACUGGAUGCCUCUGCACCGCAGGCUCUUACGGACAGUCAGAAGCACGGCCUCGAGAAGAACCCAGAGCUUGCUAAACUCAAGCAAGCAAGCAAGCAAGCAAGCAAGGCUCUUCGGGAAGAGCUCAUUGCAGCCUUUCACCAACUGAAAAAGGCAAAUGGGUCCACGCGUUACAAUGAAUUAUUGAACAAAAUCAUCGUGGCAAGCCAGUCAAAUUUGAACCGGAAACCUCCUAUAUACAACCAGAAAGAAUGGUUCUUGCUAAACUUGAGUUCAAGAACAGAGAUAUAG
Molecule: messenger RNA, 624 nt
Organism: Penicillium arizonense
Lineage: Eukaryota; Fungi; Ascomycota; Eurotiomycetes; Eurotiales; Aspergillaceae
Exons: 4
Coding region: 1-624 (207 amino acids)
Source: RefSeq, a predicted model, not a curated record